GAUCAUAACCCAGCUAUCUUCGAGGUUUUAUGCAAGACAUGAACAGCCAAAAUAUGAGCUUUCCACCACAGAGACCGCGGUUCCGAAAGAUCCAGAGCUUCCGCACCGACUAUGCCCCGACUACCAUCACCCAGUAUGAGUCGGAGAGGAGCGGCAUGCAGGUCAUCGUGGCCGACCGGAAGGGCCCCAAGAUCAAUGGCUACUUCACCCUAGCAACCGAGAUUCUCGACGAUUCGGGUGCUCCCCACACCCUGGAGCAUCUCAUCUUCAUGGGCUCCAAGAGCUACCGCUACAGGGGGCUACUGGACAAGCUAGCCGGCAGAGCUUAUUCCGUGACCAACGCCUGGACGGCCGUCGACCACACUGCCUACACGCUCGAGACGGCCGGCUGGGACGGCUUCGCUCAGAUCUUGCCCGUCUACCUGGAACACGUUAUUCUCCCCACUCUCACCGAUGAUGCUUGUAUCACCGAGGUACACCAUAUCGAUGGCGAGGGAAACGAUGCUGGCGUUGUCUAUUCCGAGAUGCAAGCGCUCCAGUACAGCAGCGGCGAGCUCAUGGACCUGCGUGCCCGCCGCUUGCUCUACCCGGAGAACGUGGGCUUCAGAUACGAGACCGGAGGCAUGAUGGAAGCGCUUCGAGUGCUGACUUCGCAGAGAAUCCGAGAAUUCCACAAAGCCAUGUAUCAGCCUCAGAAUCUGGCCAUUAUUGUCAUAGGCGAGGCCGACCAUGAUGAGCUCUUGAAGAUACUGGAUGACUUUGAAGAGAGCAUCAAGGACGAUAUUCCACCACCAGACCCUCAUUUCAAGCGCCCCUUCGUCGACUCGCCCCAGCCGCCGCCUCUGGAGAAGACCGUUGUCGAGACGGUCGAGUUCCCCGAAGAAGACGAGUCGACGGGCGAGAUCGUCGUGGCCUUCUUCGGCCCGAGCUGCAUCGACCAGGUCCAGGCGACGGCGAUGAACAUUAUCAUGACCUACCUCUGCGGAUCGUCGGUGUCGGUCAUCGAAAACACCAUGGUCGAAAAGGAGCACCUGGCCAGCUCGGUGGCCUACUGGUGGGACAGCCGCCCCAACUCGGUCAUCUGGUUUCAACCGACCGGCGUAGCCACCGAGAAGCUCGCCUUCGUCGAGCAGCGCUUGAUUUCCCUCCUGAAGGAGGUGGCUGCAAAGCCCCUGGACAUGAACUAUAUCAAAGAGUGUCUUCAGCGGGAGAAGCGUCAAGUGAAGCUCGAAGCCGAGGGUUCUGAGCAGUUCUACGCCACCAACCUCAUCACCGACUACCUCUUCGGAAAACGCGACGGAACGACGUUGAAGGACCUGCAAUCCCUGAGCGAGUACGACGCUCUCGACUCGUGGACCGAGGAGCAGUGGAGAGCGUUUCUGAAGAAGUGGAUUUCGGACGCCCACCACAUCUCCAUCCUGGGUAAGCCGUCGCUGGAGCUCGCCAACAGCCUGAAAGCGAACGAGGAGGCACGUCUGGCCAAGAGAAGGGAAGAGCUCGGAAAGGAGGGUCUAGAGCGGCUGAGGGAGAGGCUCGAGACCGCGACCAAGAACAACGACCAGCCGAUCCCGCCCGAGCUGCUGGAUCAGUGGCCUGUCCCGGGCACCUCAUCCAUCCACUUCAUCGAAUCGGCGACUGCACGGUCGGGCAAAGCCCGGAGCCUGGGCGUCCUGGACAAUGCGGCGCAGAAGACCAUCGAUGCCGCAGCUCAGGGAUUACCCCUCUUCGUGCAGUUCGAGGAUGUUCCCACCGAUUUCGUGCAUCUCACCGUCCACGUAGGCAUGUCGCAGACUCCUACCAAGUUGAAGCCCCUGCUCCCUCUCUUUGCCGAAAACUUCUUCAACUCCCCGGUGUUGCGGGACGGCAAGCGCAUGGAGUUCGAAGAUGUCGUGAAGCAACUCGAGAAGGACACCAUCAGCUAUCACAUCAGCUCGUCCUCACGGCUGGGUGACUACGAGGGUGUCGCUAUCCAGUUCCGGGUUGACCGAGAGAGAUACACGACCAUUAUCAGCUGGCUGCGGACCCUGAUGUUUGACAUCAUUUUCGACCCCGUUCGCAUCAAGGCGGCGAUCGUCAAGGCGCUCGCCGACGUCCCCGAGGCUAAGCGAGACGGCCGAGCCAUGGCCCAGGAGGUCGACACGGCGAUCCAUUUCAAGCCUGAAUCGUACCUCGCAGCGAAGCGGACGCUGGUCAAGGCCGUGUAUCUGCGCCGCCUCAAGAAGCUGAUCGAGAGGGAGCCCGAGACGGUGCUGUCGUGGUUCGAAGAGCUCCGCAAGAGCCUCUUCACCUUCGAAAACAUCCGCGUCCUCGUAACGGCCGACGUCGCCAAGCUCGCGAACCCCGUCGCCGCCUGGGACGACCUCACCAAGAACCCGUCGCUCGACCCCACCAAGGACGUUCUCCCCAUCCCCCAGCUCCACUCGAUGCUGAGCCCCGAGGGCCAGUCCCCCGGCGCCUUUGGCAGCGUCGUCAUCCCCAUGACGACCCUCGACAGCUCGUACAGCGUGAGCACCGCGGCGGGCUUGAAAUCGUACGCGGACCCGCGCCUGCCGGCCUACCUCGUCGCGCUCGGCUACCUGGAGGCGGCCGAGGGCCCGCUGCGCAACGCGGUCCGCGGUGCCGGCCUCGCCUACGGCGUCUUCUUCUCGCACGAGGUCGACGGCGGCUACGUGCAGUUCAAGGUGUACCGCUCGCCGGACGCGAGCAAGGCGAUCGAGGCCAGCCGCGCCACCGUCGCCCGGCUGGCCUCGGGCGAGCAGCCGCUCGACCGCCACCUGGUCGAGGCCGCCGUCAGCGGCGUCGUCUACGGCGUCGCCGAGGAGCAGGCCACUAUGGCCGCCGCCGCCCAGCAGAACUACGUCGCCGGCGUCGUGCGCGGCCUCGAGCCCGGCUGGAACCGCAAGAUCCUCGCCCGCGUGCGCGACGUCACCGACGACGAGAUCCGCGCCGUCCUGCGCGACCUCAUCAUGCCCGUCUUCGAGCCGGGCAAGAGCAACGUCGUCGUGACGUGCGCGCCCAUCAUGCAGGAGGUGCGUCUUGAGCCCACCCCGUUUCCCCAACUUCUUCACCACCCUCUGCUUGUCCCCCCAUUUUACACGCAGUACAUCCUUCGAAGUCCGAACAUGUAGGAAUUUGGAAAGACGCGGCUAACAAAUAAAACUGAGCAGAACAUUGUCAAGACCCUUGCUGCCGCCGGGUACAAGACGCAGGUGCAGACGCUGUCGCAUUUCUACGACGACUAUGGGCUGAAGGUGGGCGAGGAGGAUGGCGAGGA
Molecule: messenger RNA, 3274 nt
Organism: Thermothielavioides terrestris NRRL 8126
Lineage: Eukaryota; Fungi; Ascomycota; Sordariomycetes; Sordariales; Chaetomiaceae
Exons: 1
Coding region: 39-3128 (1029 amino acids)
Molecular function (GO): metal ion binding
Source: RefSeq, a predicted model, not a curated record